GCGUAGUCCCUUCUGUGCUUGGCAUGAUGCCUUAUCUAUAGCUCAGAGCUCUUCAGGCAAUAGUCUCUUCGAGGCUGCCUUCAGUGUAAUCUUACGAAACGAUCCGCAGGGACGGGAGACUUAGCAUUCUCUGGUUAAGUCAGGCUUGAAGAUUAUACAAGCAUAUAUCUACCUGAGUGGAAACGUGUGGAAACAUUUCCAGACUGCUGUAUUAGAAACGAUGUUAGUCUGGCAGACUUCACACCCGCUGAUGGCCAGUCAAGCUUGUAAUUUGCGCCCACCAGAGGAAAGAAGACCACUGAAGUUCAAUGAAUCACGCAUACACGAGGUCGGCGGUGACUCCGUCUAUCUAGGAUUAUUGCUCAGCUUCAGUCAUGGUGUGAGAAAGUCGUGCUCAGAGAAGGUUGGAGACCUAGUCGAGCAGCUGCUAAAGCUGUCUUUCCAUGAGCCUGACUGUAGCUUCUUGUUUGGCACAACCUCGAAUGAGAUGAGGAUAGACUCCAGCGAGUUUCGUCGUCAUUUAUCAUCGCAAGCCCAUGUAACUGGUCUAUGGAUCUGCGAGACGGACCAAUAUCGACGGUGGCACGAUGCACCGGAUCAUGGGAGUUUGUGGAUCAAGGGAGUGCUAGGGGCUGGUAAACCCGUCAUCGCUGCGUCCCUAGUACAGCACUUGCGUACUACUGAAGAUGUUCCGGUCUCGUUCAUUUUCUUUCGAAACAUUGUCGCAGCCAACUUCUCGCCACGUUCCUUGUUGCAGGACUUGUUGGCUCAGCUUCUCCCUCAUUCAGAAUUCAUGCACUGGACGAAAUGGCCUCCGAGGACAGCUUUUUCUUGA
Pseudovirgaria hyperparasitica is the source of this 835-nucleotide messenger RNA. RefSeq lists its product as uncharacterized. Lineage: Eukaryota; Fungi; Ascomycota; Dothideomycetes; Acrospermales; Acrospermaceae. The transcript has 3 exons. Bases 221 to 835 code for a protein of 204 amino acids. The record is from RefSeq and is a predicted model, not a curated record.